This is a messenger RNA of Alosa sapidissima (American shad), 1171 nucleotides long. It is a transcript of the gene dpm3, whose product is annotated as dolichyl-phosphate mannosyltransferase subunit 3, regulatory. Gene Ontology annotation, cellular component: endoplasmic reticulum membrane; dolichol-phosphate-mannose synthase complex. The record is from RefSeq and is a predicted model, not a curated record. NCBI's taxonomy places the organism in Eukaryota, Metazoa, Chordata, Actinopteri, Clupeiformes, Clupeidae. Gene Ontology annotation, biological process: GPI anchor biosynthetic process.
UUUCAUAGUUGUGUUGUCCCACAAAUAACCCCAUCAUGACCAAGCUGCUGGAGUGGCUGUUUGGGGUGUCCCUGAUCGGCGUUGCCUGACUGGUGACCUUUGACCUACUGGACCUGAGGUUGCCACCAGUGUACCAGGAGGUGGCGUGGCCCAUGCCAGUGUACCUGCUGGUGGCCUUUGGCUGCUACUCACUGGCCACAGUGGGCUACCGGGUGGCUACUUUCAACGACUGUGAGGACGCCGCCAAGGAGCUCCAGGCUCAAAUCCAGGAAGCCAAAGAGGACCUGAGGAAGAAAGGAUUAAAAAUGUGAGACGACAGACUCUUGAGACUGUGAUGCACAUACACACUGACUUACUCACUCAGGCAUGCACUUACUCACAUAACACACACACACACACACACACACACAGUUCAUAAGAAGAUUUCUGUCUCAUGAAUACACACACACCGCAGUCACCAUAUGGACAUAAUUUGCUAAGAGACAUUGACGUGUUUGCCAGCAUCAUUUUCAUAAACAUUUUUAUAAGUCCUGGCACAGCCAAUAUAGAAAAAAAUCAUGAGCUACUGAGAUUUGUGAGAUUGUUACUAUUAUGAUGCGUGAUAACAAGACUGUCCACUCUCCAAAUAUGUGUCCAUCUCAAACUGCUCCUUUUCUAGGAGUGCUGUGGGCGGGCAAAUGCGAGACACUCAUAUGCCACUUAUGUGAUGGGACUGUUAUCUGACAGAAAGCACUCGACUGCCAGCUAGGCCCCGCACACAACUCUAGGGCAUGAAUAUUAAGCUGAGGCUGGAUGGGGAUGUGUGGGUGGGGUGAGCUGGCCUCCCUGGGGGGUUUGCCCAUCUUAUUAAGUCAAAUAGCUGUGUGCUUAUGCUAAUGAGGGCCCAGUGUAAGGUUACUCUCGAAUUAGACUUUCUGAUGUGGCCCGGCGGAGUUGCUGUCCUCCGCGGCUCCAGUGGUGGUCGGACGGAGUCCGGAGCAUUCCGCAUGUGUCCGAGGGUUUUUCUCUCUCUCUCUCUCUCUCUCCUCUCUCUCUCUCUCUCUCUCUCUCUCUCUCUCUCUCUCUCUCUCUCUCUCUCUCUCUCUCUCUCUCUCUCUCUCUCUCUCUCUCUCUCUCUCUCCUGCCAUAGUGGGGAGCUGUUGCUCUGUCAUUAAAAACUCCCUGUUGAAAA